Messenger RNA from Bombina bombina (fire-bellied toad), 1963 nucleotides. RefSeq lists its product as uncharacterized. The record is from RefSeq and is a predicted model, not a curated record. The transcript is spliced from 2 exons. NCBI's taxonomy places the organism in Eukaryota, Metazoa, Chordata, Amphibia, Anura, Bombinatoridae. Bases 1 to 1029 code for a protein of 342 amino acids.
AUGUACACUAUAUUCUUCACACAUCUACUGCCACAUUCACUGUAUCCUGCACUGCUCACGUGUUCUGUACGCUGUAUCCUGCACUGCUCACAUGUACACUAUAUUCUUCACACAUCUACUGCCACAUUCACUGUAUCCUGCACUGCUCACGUGUUCUGUACGCUGUAUCCUGCACUGCUCACAUGUACACUAUAUUCUGCACACAUCUACUGCCACACUCGCUGUAUCCUGCACUGCUCACGUGUUCUGUACGCUGUAUCCUGCACUGCUCACAUGUACACUAUAUUCUGCACACAUCUACUGCCACACUCGCUGUAUCCUGCACUGCUCACGUGUUCUGUACACUGUAUCCUUCACACAUCUACUGUCACACUCGCUGUAUCCUGCACUGUAUGCUGUAUCCUUCACACAUCUACUACCACUUUCACUGUAUCCUGCACUGCUCCCACGUACUGUAUCCUGCACUGCUCACACGUACUGUACACUGUAUCCUGCACUGCUCACAUGUUCUGUACCUCUGUAUCCUGCACACAUCUUCUGCCACACUCACUGUAUCCUGCACUGCUCACAUGUUCUGUAUCACUGUAUCCUGCACAGAUCUACCGCCACACUCACUGUAUCCUGCACUGCUCACAUGUACACUGUAUUCUGCACACAUCUACUGCCACACUCACUGUAUCCUGCACUGCUCAUUUGUCCUAUACACUGUAUCCUGCACUGCUCAUUUGUCCUAUACGCUGUAUCCUGCACUGCUCAUUUGUCCUAUACACUGUAUCCUGCACACAUCUACUGCCACACUCACUGUAUUCUGUACUGUACACUGUAUUCUGCCCGGCUCACGUUUUCUGUAUCCUGCACUGCUCACGUGUUCUGUACCACUGUAUCCUGCACACAUCUACUGCCACACUCAAUGUAUCCUGCACUGCUCACGUGUUCUGUACCACUGUAUCCUGCACACAUCUACUGCCACACUCAAUGUAUCCUGCACUGCUCACGUGUCCUAUACGCUGUAUCCUGCGCUGCUCAUGAGUUCUGUAUCCGGCACACUUCUACUGCCCCACUGUAUUCUACUCUGCUCACAUGUUUAUGCUGUAUCAUGCACUGCUCAUGUAUUGUACCACUAUAUCCUGCACUGCUCAUGUGUCCUAUACACUGUAUCCUGCACACUUCUACUGCCCCACUGUAUUCUACUCUGCUCACAUGUUUAUGCUGUAUCAUGCACUGCUCACAUAUCCUUCACAAAUCUAUUGCCACACUGUAUCCUCUACUGUACCGCUGUAUCAUGCACUGCUCACGUGUCCUGUACGCUGUAUCAUGCACUGCUCACAUAUCCUGCACAAAUUUAUUGCCACACUGUAUCCUCUACUGUACCGCUGUAUCAUGCACUGCUCACGUGUCCUGUACGCUGUAUCAUGCACUACUUUGCGCAUCACUGAUAACACAUGCAGACCUGCACAGCUUCCCAUGCUGAUCAUGUGUCUUGAGCUAUACAUGUCAUAUGCUGCACUGAUCACAUACUCAGCACAUACAGCAUCCUGCAGUGAUUACAUUAAACCAAUCACAAAUUCAACCUUGCAUACGUCACAGAUUGCACAUCCUGUGCUGGUCUCGUACCCUCCUCUGGGCGAAGCAUCCUACUCUGAUCAUGUGCCCUCGUCUGCGCACACACAGAUUCCAGUGCUGAUCAUGUGCCCUCUUCCAUCUACAAACAAAGCAUCCUGCAGUGAACACGUGCUUUACACUACCUCCUGCGCCAAUCAGUCGUCUGCGCACACAGUAUCCUCGCAUGCUUUCCGCUGCACACAGUUUCCCAUAGUGAUCACAUUACUGUACACAUCACUCCCUGUCAAAAUAUUAUAGACCCGAAGGUGGAUCCUGUAAGGCUCAGAUCGUCUUACACUCUUUGCAAUUUCCAAUGUACUGUAAUUUUACAAUUGCUUUUAAUAAAAUUCUAUUUAUUUAA